AUGAUGGAGGAGGCGACCGGCAGCGAGGAGGAGCAGAGCCGCCUGGGCAACGGCGUGGGGAGCCCUGCCGAGGCUGCCAUGGACGGCUACUUGCGAUCUCAGGGAUUGUACCGCAAGCGAGUGGCGAAGGACGGGUCGUGCCUCUUCCGAGCGGUGGCGGAGCAGGUUUUCCACUCGCAGAUUCAGCAUCUUGAUGUUAGGAUGGCCUGUAUAAACUAUCUGUGGAAAAACAGAGAGAAAUUUGAAGCGUUUAUAGAGGGGCCAUUUGAGGAACAUCUGAAGCAUCUGGAAAAUCCACAGGAAUGGGUUGGACAAGUUGAAAUAAGUGCCCUUUCUCUUAUGUUCAAAAAAGAUUUUAUAAUAUAUCAGGAACCAAACUACACUCCUUCUUAUGUAACCGAAAAUGGCUUUCCCGACAAGAUAUUGCUGUGUUUUUCAAAUAGCAAUCACUAUGAUAUUGUCUAUCCUAUAGACUACAAAAUCAAGGCUGCUCUUUGUCAGUCUAUUUUGUAUGAAUUGCUAUACGAAAAAGUACUUGACGUUGAUGUGAAUAAAGUCUUAGAAGAACUGAGCCAUGGUGAUUUGAUUAAGAAUGGCAGAGGGAGCACCAAAGAAUCUGAUUCGGAGGGUGAAGAUCCAGAAAGUGAAAGGGCUGUAACAAGUUAUACAAAUGGCAAGAAGCUUCAUAAACAUGGGAAAUCUCACAAUGUGAUGAGUUUGCCUGGAAAGGUUCUUCGUUCCCUUAAUCCAUUAGUUUACCAAAAUAUUGAAUAUGAAGUCUGGCGGCAGUCAAAAAUAGAUCAGCAAAAACAAGAUUUUUCUAUUGCUGCUGGCAUGCAGUAUUCAGUUGGAGAUAAAUGUAAAGUAUAUUUAGAUCACAGUGGAAGGUAUUAUAAUGCUCACAUUCAAGAAGUCCAGUCUGCAGAUGGACCAGUUAUUGUUUUUGUGGAAGAACUUGGUGUUAAGCAUUCAGUACUGCUAAGAAACCUUAAACCUCUUCCACAGGGAACUCCUUUGGAAACCUGGAGCACAGUACCAGGGAAGAAAAUUAAAAAAACAGCUUCGGUGCAAGGACAAAAUGUUCAGACUGAUACAGAUUGCAGAGGAUCCAAAAAUCCAAACAAGCUAAUAAAAACUACAUCAGGUCUGCCUCCUCGAAUGCAAACCACAAGACAGCAUCACUUGCCCAGUUUGGGGAUGUCUUCUCAACAAUCUUCUGCUCAUCAUAAAACGCAAGGCAGAAAUCCUUUGCAAGCUGUUAGAAAAACAGAUUGCGAGACAGUGCAAGAAUUGGACCACCCAAACAAGAAUUGUAAUGCUGGUCUUUCUCCAGAGGAACAUGAAGAGAAAGAAGCUGUAAAUGAAGUUAAUUCACUUUAUGAAAUUCAGUUCCAGGAUAAAGAAGCUUUCCCUGCACUUUUGAAUCCACCUGUGUCUCAAGUAGCUACACAGACUAAUGAGACCUUUGCAUGGCAAACACCCCAAGUUCCUAAUGGGAGAAGAAUCGGCAACAUGAAGGAAGAACAGGUGACAAAAAAUAAAGAUGCAAAGGAUGAGAAAGUGUCUAAUCUUGAGCAGAUUCUUGCAGAUCAGAAGUUGGAUCCCAGAAUGUCUAUGGACACUAAGAAGGAUAUAGCUGCUGCAGGUAUAUUAUCUCCCUCAAGCAAUGGAAAUAUUCAUUCACUACCGAUUGAGCAAGUAAGAGAUGAACCUUUAUCAGGUAUAAAUGCUACCCCAUCUCCAACUGUUCCUGAAAUACAUUUGCCUCCCACUGUGCCUUCUGUACCAGCUCUUUUGCCCGCUUGGUCAAGUGAGUCAAUAGACUACGGAUUAACAGGUGUUCCGUCCCAAAUCCCUGUGUCCUCUGUGAUGGCAACACCAACCAUUGGACUAGAUUCAACUCUGAGUCAGGCAACCUCCAAUCCAGUUGCUGCCAUUCCAGUAACACUCCAAGCAGUUAAUCAGCCUUUAAUACCUAUGCCUCAAACACUGAAUCUUUAUCAGGAUCCCUUGUACCCAGGAUUCCCAAUAAAUGAAAAGGGGGAACGAGUUAUUACUCCUCCAUACUCCUUGUGUGGUACAGGAGAAGAUCUACCAAAUGAUAAAAAUAUACUCAGAUUUUUCUUCAAUCUUGGUGUAAAGGCAUACAGCUGUCCCAUGUGGGCGCCGCACUCAUAUUUAUACCCUCUACAUCAAGCUUACCUGAAUGCCUGUAGAAUGUACCCAAAGGUGCCAGUCACAAUGUAUUCUCAUCACCCUUGGAUGCAGGACAUACCUUUGACUCAGAAUGAAAAUGAACAAAUAGAUGGUCCAUUCCAUGAACCAAAUGGCAUCAGAAUCAAUGGACAAAGUCUGCAGACUGAUACUAUGUCUUCUCCCAUGCCCCUGUUUAUACAUGCUACCCAAGUGCCUGAAAGUCAAGGACUUGUCUGCGUAGAGUCUGAGAAUCCAGAACAAGCAUUACACGCUGAUUAUGAGGAGUCCCUAGGAAGUAAAAAUAUAUUUCCACAACCUCCAUUUGGGCAGAAUCCAUUUUUAGGUUCUGUACCACUUACAUCAGUUUUCCCUCAAUUUUGGUAUGGAUAUCCUGUUCCAAGUUACAUUGAAGAUUCUGGAUUGAGGCAAGUUGUGCCACCUGAGGCCAAGAGAGGUGAUACGGUUUUGUCUGAGGAGGAAACUUCUUCAGUUCCAGUUGCUGAAUGUGCCGAGCCACUUCAGAAAGCCAAGAGUGAAAGAAAUCUCCAAGGCAUACCUCUCCCUAAAACUGCCAUCAAAAAUGAAUAUAAUAUCCUAAAUAAAACCUCAGCCCGAGUGCCUAAAGAUCAGCAGACCUGUCCUGCUAUCCUACCUACUACACAAACAAAACCUCUACUCCAAACCCCCCCUCCCACAGAAGCGCAGGACAUCAGGAGACAAACAUCAACUUCAAAAUCUGAAUUUAAAAAUGUUCUUGGCCAUAAAGAAAAGGUUAAGUCUAAUGCAUAUAUAUCAGUAAGUGGGGAGGAAAGUAGAAGACCAAGGGCAAGGGAAGAGAGCUCUGAAGAUGAGCAUGAAGUAUCUGAUAUGCUUAGAAGUGGCCGCUCAAAACAAUUUUAUAAUCAGACUUGUGGUGGUAGACGACCUAGAAGUGAAAGGAGCUACCUACCUGGGAGAGGAGGCUAUCAGUAUCCAAAAAAUGAGGAACCAUGGAAGGGGUCAUCUACUGGAAAUAGAGGGGAAAGCUCGCAUUAUCACCGCAAUUUCAGAGGGCGGCCAUAUCGGAAUGAGAGGAGGAGAUCAAACAUGGGAAAUAGUCAUCGAGGGCUACAAUUGUUUUAACUGUCAAAAUCUAGACAUUCAACAUAUAAAUGCUGAGAUAUAUACUCAAGGCAUAUAUUUCUGCUUUUGUUAAAUAUCAGAAAAUUAUUUUUGUUUUGCCAAAGAUGUGAGGCCUUUCAGAAAUUUUAAGUGGUUAGGUAUAACUUUUGGCAAUUGAUAAAAACUAAUUUUGCUUUGUUUAAUUUCUUAAGACUAAAUACUAUUGUGUUUGAAACAUAAAAAGUGUGUUUUUGUUUGAGUUUUAUUUUUCCCAUAAAGAUUUAAGUUUGUGAUAGGGAAGAAAAAGAAGCUAUAGUGAAAAGUUACUAUGGUUAUUUCAUACCUGAUGAUAAAGAACAAUGCAGUAAAUAUACUGUAUAGCAUAGCCUAUGGUAUGUUGAGUCUGAGGACUCUCAAAUCACUAGACUUAUUUUUGAUAUGCUUCCAAUCCAAAGCUUUUCAUCUCAAAAAAACUUGUGAAACUUGAAUGUGUGAGAUUUCAUUUUGCUUCAUUUAAAAUACCUUAUUUUUUUUUGCAAUCACUAUUUUUGUGUCUUAAGAUGGUUUAUUGUGUUUUAUCCAUAAUGGUUGUGUGUGUCUGUGUGUACGUAUUUUUGAACUACUUAAAACAAUCAAGAAACUCCAUAUAUCACGUGGGUAGUAUACUCAAUUUGGUGAUGAAUUCUUCCAAGGAGUCCUAAUGCAGGAAUGACUAUAAUAGUGCCUAUGCGAAAAUAUGUAUAUAAGACAAAAGUAGAUGCUGUGCAUUUCCAAAAUAAUUUUACACAACUGUUACAAAUGAACUUUUGAGAUAGUUUUGCACUGAAAAUUCUUUAAAUGAACUGUGGGAGAGAUGCAUGAAAUAGAUUAAACAGCAUUUGUCUUGUAC
This is a messenger RNA of Protobothrops mucrosquamatus (brown spotted pit viper), 4186 nucleotides long. RefSeq names its product OTU deubiquitinase 4 (gene OTUD4). Gene Ontology annotation, biological process: regulation of protein K48-linked deubiquitination; negative regulation of interleukin-1-mediated signaling pathway; protein deubiquitination. Lineage: Eukaryota; Metazoa; Chordata; Lepidosauria; Squamata; Viperidae. The transcript has 21 exons. Gene Ontology annotation, molecular function: cysteine-type deubiquitinase activity; K63-linked deubiquitinase activity. Bases 1 to 3318 code for a protein of 1105 amino acids. The record is from RefSeq and is a predicted model, not a curated record.